AUGGCAGAAACUGCUCCCGCACCAGCCGCUCCUGCUCCGGCUAAAGCUCCCAAGAAGAAGACCGCAGCAAAGCCCAAGAAAUCGGGUCCCAGCAUGUCGGAGCUCAUCGUCAAGACUGUGUCUGCCUCCAAGGAGCGCAGCGGGCUGUCCGUGGCGGCGCUCAAGAAGAUCCUGCAGGCCGGCGGCUACGAUGUGGAGAAGAACAACUCCCACGUCAAUAGAGCCCUCAAGAGCCUGGUGACCAAGGAGACCCUGCUACAGACCAAGGGCACCGGCGCCUCGGGCUCCUUCAAGCUCAACAAAAAAGCAGCUGAAGCCAAGAAGAAAGCAGCUCCCAAGAAACCAGCGGCAAAGAAAGCGGUUGUCAAGAAAGCGACGAAAAAGGUUUCAGCAAAGAAAGCAGCGACACCCAAGAAGUCUCCUAAGAAAGCGAAGAAACUGAAAGAUGUAAAGAAGGCGCCCAAGAGCCCAAAGAAAGCGGCUGCCAAGCCUAAAAAGGUCGUAAAGAAAAGCCCCAAGAAAGCGAAGGCAGCGCCUAAACCUAAAAGAGUAACCAAGGCAGCUAAACCCGCAGCGAAGAAGGCGGCUCCUAAAAAGAAGUGA
Messenger RNA from Acipenser ruthenus (sterlet), 603 nucleotides. Its product is annotated as histone H1-like. The transcript has a single exon. NCBI's taxonomy places the organism in Eukaryota, Metazoa, Chordata, Actinopteri, Acipenseriformes, Acipenseridae. Bases 1 to 603 code for a protein of 200 amino acids. Gene Ontology annotation, molecular function: structural constituent of chromatin; DNA binding. Gene Ontology annotation, biological process: nucleosome assembly. The record is from RefSeq and is a predicted model, not a curated record. Gene Ontology annotation, cellular component: nucleosome.